CUGAUCUCAGCAAGAGAUUGAGUCAAGAAGAACAUAGAGAAUGUGGUGGUGGUCUUCUUCAUCAAAAGGCCGUUCAAAUCUAGAGAGGUUUCUCUUCGGAGUCACUCCUAAGCCUCCUUCCUUCUCUCUUCCUCAGGGGAAGGAGGAGAUAGCUUAUUUCAGACUUUGUGAUCUCUGGGACUAUUAUGAUGAGCUGAGUGCGUUUGGUUUUGGAUCACAAGUUGAUUUAAGCAAUGGAGAAACCGUUAUGCAGUAUUACGUCCCAUAUCUAUCUGCCAUCCAAAUACACACUAACAAGACUGCUCUAAUGUCCAGGAGCCUGAAUGAGGUGAUUGAAUCUGAGAAUAGUGAGUGUUGGAGUGACAGUGAGAGUGAAAAGUUGCUGUCAAGAUCUAUGAGCAAUGAUUCAAGCAAAACAUGGGAUGCUGUCUCUGAAGAUUCGGUUUUUGAUCUGGAUGGUAGUCUAUUGCUGCGAGAAAAACUUGGUUACCUUGACUUUAAGUACAUUGAAAAAGAUCCUCCUUACAAGCGGGUUCCUUUAACCGACAAGAUAAACGAGUUGGCUGAGAAAUAUCCGGGACUGACGACCUUAAGGAGUGUGGAUAUGUCUCCUGCAAGUUGGAUGGCUGUUGCGUGGUACCCAAUAUAUCACAUCCCAAGCUGCAAAAAUGAGAUGGACUUGACGACAGGCUUCUUAACUUAUCAUACUUUGUCUUCAUCUUUUCAAGAUAAUGUGGUGGAAGGAGAUUCUAGCAACAACAAAGUCAAGGAAGAACCAGACUGUUGUGUUGUAAACAAGAGAAUCCCAUUGCCUCCUUUUGGUUUAGCUGCUUACAAAAUGCAAGGAGAUCUAUGGGGAAAGACAGGGUUCGACCAGGACCGGUUGUUUUACCUUCAGAGCUCUGCAGAUUCAUGGUUGAAACAGCUAAAUGUUGAUCACCAUGACUAUAACUUCUUCAUAAACUCCAACUUUUAAGAUCAGUCAAAGGGGUCCUCUUAACGUUUUACUCUUUCUUCCAAACACUAAAAAAAAACAUAACCCUGAAGUGUUCUUUAUUGUUUCAAGCUCCUUGUUUCUGUGUGUUUCUUUGUUGUUGUCUGGCUCGUUAUGUUGCUUUGGUUAGCAACAGCCACCGAAGAGUUUUUGUUUCCUCACAAGCCAUGGAAGUUACUAAGAAGAGAACAGAGUUUUCGUUGCGGUGAAAUGUGAAAUAAGCGGGUUUUUUUUCUUGCAUGAGUGCGAGACCAUGUAAAUGAAGUUGGCUACUCUUUUACUUCUCUUCUGUCUCUUUUUUUAUAUUAUAUAUUAAAUGGAUCUGUGAACUCUGGUUUGUACUUUUCUGUCUGAAUAUAUAAAAGUCUCUGCCUUUCUUGUAUGUCGG
Molecule: messenger RNA, 1382 nt
Organism: Eruca vesicaria subsp. sativa (arugula)
Lineage: Eukaryota; Viridiplantae; Streptophyta; Magnoliopsida; Brassicales; Brassicaceae
Source: the annotation of a GenBank genome assembly